This is a messenger RNA of Teleopsis dalmanni, 3260 nucleotides long. It is a transcript of the gene Dhap-at, whose product is annotated as dihydroxyacetone phosphate acyltransferase. NCBI's taxonomy places the organism in Eukaryota, Metazoa, Arthropoda, Insecta, Diptera, Diopsidae. Gene Ontology annotation, cellular component: peroxisomal membrane; mitochondrial membrane. The transcript is spliced from 9 exons. Gene Ontology annotation, biological process: ether lipid biosynthetic process. Gene Ontology annotation, molecular function: glycerone-phosphate O-acyltransferase activity. The record is from RefSeq and is a predicted model, not a curated record. The coding region runs from base 739 to 2937 and encodes 732 amino acids.
AUUUGAAUUUCAGAAAGAGUGAAACACAAAAUUAUAUACAAAGAAAUACUAGAACACAUAAUUUUAAAUCUACGAGUCAUUAUGUCAUUGCUAAAACUUUUUUCAAAUAAUUUACUAAUAAAAACAAUGCAAUUGAAAGAAUACAUAAAAAAAAACCAUUUCGUCGAAGUUAUUGGAUCAAAUCAUAUCUGCAAAAACAAAGUGAUUGGAAAGCACAUUUACUAAAAGAAUUGCUAUAGAAUAAAAAUAAAACUGAUAUGCGAAAUUUUACUUAUAUGAAUGUUUCGCAAUUUGAAGGUAUUUUGUAUUUUAACAAUUGCACUGUGCUACUUGGACACUGAAAACGCUUAGUAUGUCAUGAAGAAUUAUCAAAAGUUUCCAAAAGGACCAUUGAUAUUAUGUGUCUGAGGUGCUAAAAACAUAAUUUUAGAGACUCAAGCAAAACUAUCUAAAGGCACAUUCGAUUUAAUUUGAUUAAUAUCGGUUCAAAUGAAAAGAAGCAUAUGACAGAACUACAUACUUCGACAGUUAUUUACAAAAUGAAAUAAAAAACCGAACUAAAUAUACGCAACAAUAGAACAAUAAUACCCGGUCAAGCAGUCUAUAUACCUUUUUUAAUCAACUAGCUGAUGAUACCAAUGCCAGAUGAUUACAAACACAAUUAUCAGUUGCUGGAAACUUUUUCUAACAUUGAAUUUCAGGACACCAUCUUAUAUAUAUAUAUUUUAAAAGUUAAAAAUGAAAUCGGAACCGCCAACGUUAACGUCAAUGUUAUUGACUUCACCGGUAACAGCAUUGAAUGGAGGUAGCAAUAUAUAUAAUACGCCAGUAAUAAAAGAAUCUACAUCAAGUAGCUCUCAUUAUAUAUCAAAUUUUGAGAAUAUCUUAGCGCCUGGAAAUGAACCUUCCAUGACAAAAGAAUAUAAGCCAAAAGUUGCUUAUAAAUUCGAAAAAUAUCUUAAUCCUCAUAAACUGAAACUGCACGUGUUAAAAAGCGAAAAGGUAUGUAAAAUUAUUGAGCAUUAUGCGAUUCAAAACAAAUGCUCCCCAGAAGUUAUAAAAGAGCAAGUUAAAGAUAUAAUCAACGAAAUCGGUUUGGAUCGUAGUUUAGCAAUUAUACGUUGGUGUGGGAUUGCUAUAACAGCUAUAGGAAAACGAAUAAGUUCCGGUAUUUAUGUGAAUACAGCUAGCAUCGAGAAAGUCAAAAAGAACUUAGGUUGUAAUCCAGUUCUAUAUUUACCUAGUCAUCGCAGUUAUAUGGAUUUUGUACUUAUGUCCUAUAUUUGUUUUAAAUAUGAUAUUGAAAUACCUGGGAUUGCAGCAGGAAUGGAUUUUCAUGCUAUGUUCGGUAUGGGUACGAUGCUACGUAAAACAGGCGCAUUCUUUAUGCGUCGAUCUUUUUCGAAUGAUGAACUCUAUUGGGAUAUUUUCCGUGAAUACAUUUAUUCUUUAGUUUCUGCGUAUCAUAUUGGUGUUGAGUUUUUUAUAGAAGGUACUCGAAGUAGAAAUUUUAAAGCUCUUGUUCCAAAAGUCGGAUUGUUUUCGAUGGCGUUGCUUCCAUACUUUACUGGAGAAGUGCCAGAUAUAACCAUUAUACCAAUAAGCAUUUCAUAUGAACGUGUACUUGAAGAGCAAUUAUUUGUCUACGAAUUACUAGGAGUUCCAAAACCAAAAGAAUCAACAAAAGGUUUCUUUAAAGCAUUAAAAAUUAUUGAUGAAAAUUUUGGAAAAAUGUUUGUUGACUUUGGUGAAGCAAUAUCGGUGAAAGAGUUUUUCAGUCAUACAAGCGUAGAUCGCAUGCAAAGAGCUAGUAUUGGUACACAUCUUCAAAUACUUAACAAAUAUGAAAUCGAUUUAAUAAAAAACUUGGCAAAUGAGAUAAUUUAUCAACAACAAUAUCGCAUUGUUAUAACAACAUUCAAUUUAAUAAGUUUAUAUUAUGCUAGUCGAAUAUAUUUGAAUUAUGCACCUAAUAUCGAUGAACUAGCGCGAGGAAUUCAUCAAUUGAAAAGUAUUUUCGAAGAACUUGGUGCGCAUGUAGCCGUCAAUAUGAAUCGAAUCAAGGCGGAUAUAAUUGAAACUGUUGAAAUACAUUCCAAUAUUGUGCAUUUUCGUAACGCUCGACUACAGUACACAAAAGUUGCUAUUGAACAAUUAGCACAGGAAAUUGAAACGGAAAGACUGAAAGCACACAUUUUAAAGCCUCAAAUAAUGGCUAUUGCAGUACCCACCUUAGCACUACAGUUGUACAUAAAUCCAUGUUUAUUUUGGUUAGCACAUCCGGCAUUUUUAAUUUUAUCCGCAUUACAGCUACGACAGGAACAUCAGCAAAAGAAUAUAAUUGAAAUUAGCUAUAAUGAUUUAGUUAUUAAUUUAAAAGCUCGAAUUGCUGAAUUGGAUAACAUUUUCAAACACGAAUUUAUUAUUGAAUCAAAUAGAGAAUCAGAGGAGUUCGAGCGCAAUCUCAGAUUAUUGAAAAUGCAGGGUAUUUUAAGCAUAUCCAAGAAUUCCGGACAAUUCGAAAUAUACGAAAAUGAUUCUAGUCGAGUGAUUUUAUCCGCCCUAGCGCCAUUUCUUUGUAUGUAUUAUCAGUUAGCUAUUACUUUGAAUAAGUUUUCUUCGGAAGCCGAAUUUACACCAAAAGAUGUACUCAUUCAAAUGCAAGAACGAAUAGAGAGUUUACUUCAGGAAAAUGACAGUUUAUAUGUACAUCCAUAUUGUUUUGCUCUAGAUAACUUAAAUAUUGCUUUGAAUGCAUUUAUUCAAGAUGAUUAUCUUAAAAAAGUCAAGGACACAGGCAUGUUACGACAUUCCAAUGGAAAGUCUUUAAAAAGCUUAGAAGAUCAAAUACUUGUGUAUUGUCAGUUGAUGCCAUUUAAACAAUAUUAUGACGCAACGGCUCAUUACUCAAUGCAGUUAAUGUCUUCUAAAUUAUAACCGCAAAGUUUUUGCAUGAUAAGUUUGUUUUCAUUUCUCAUUCAGUUUUUAUAUUCAUUGCUCAAAAAUUAUCUAAUCGUUGUUAUAUUUAUAGUCGUAGUUAUAGUAAUGCCAGCGUUUAGCUUUGUUAUAGGUUGGUUAAGUAAAGUUUUAUAAACAGAAAGUGUGUCCUAUAUUACAUCUAAUAGUUUGUGAUGUAAUUCAUAAUGUAAAUUAAAAUUUAAAUAUUCGCGUCAUACAAAUUUAAUUAGUCAAGCCAAAUGGUAUUUUGUUAGUAUUAAGUAUGGAUUAAUCUAAUAUAAAGAAAACUUAUAACUUAAUAU